Messenger RNA from Cavia porcellus (domestic guinea pig), 1925 nucleotides. It is a transcript of the gene Mfrp, whose product is annotated as membrane frizzled-related protein. The record is from RefSeq and is a predicted model, not a curated record. Lineage: Eukaryota; Metazoa; Chordata; Mammalia; Rodentia; Caviidae. The transcript is spliced from 13 exons. Bases 202 to 1920 code for a protein of 572 amino acids. Gene Ontology annotation, molecular function: protein binding.
AUGCCUUUGUGGAUUCUUUCUGGCUGCCAUCCCUUCCUCCACACAGAGACAGAGUGACCGGGAGCCCUGACAGAUCCACAGGGGGUAGCCCUUUUCCCUGGGGAGUAAGUCCUUUGGUAGGGGCCUUGUGGCCAAGUAGUAGGCCUGUGGGGGUCUUGGGCUGUCACCAGGACUCCACAGAGCGAUGCAGAGUCCUGGGCCAUGAAGGACUAUUCAGAUGUGAUUCGCUGCACUGAGGUGACAGAGGUGAGCAAGACUGAGUUCUGCAAUCCUGCUUUCGAGCCCGAAGCAGGACCACCUGGUCCUCCUUCAGCCUUCCUGCAAGAUGCCAGCUACAGCAUCCGAGCUCCCUGGCACGGCCGGCAUCACCGAAGGAUGCCACCAGACUGCCACUUCUCUUGGCUCUGUGUCUUCCUGCUCAUCCUGCUGCUGCUCCUGCUGCUCGGGCUGCUGGUGGCCAUUAUCCUGGCCCAGUUGCAGGCUGCACCCCCAUCUGGAACCACAGAGCGCCCAUGGUCCACCACCAGCAUCACCCCUGCCAGCACCACCACCUCCCCAGCAUCUACACAGCAGCAGGAGGCAGGCAUGAGCCCCCCACACCAGGCUGCCUGUGGGGGCCUCCUUCCUGGUCCAAGAGGCUUCUUCAGCAGCCCCAACUACCCAGACCCCUACCCACCCAAUGCCCACUGUAUGUGGCACAUUCAGGUGGCCACAGACCACACGAUACAGCUCAAGAUCGAAGCACUCAGCAUGGAAAGCGUGUCCUCCUGUCUUUUUGAUCGAUUGGAAAUCUCCCCAGAGCCUGACGGCCCCCUCCUUAGGGUCUGUGGGAAGGUGCCUCCUCCCACGCUCAACACCAACACCAGCCGCCUCCGGGUCACAUUCGUCUCUGACAGCAGCGUGGAAGCAUCUGGUUUUCAAGCCUGGUACCAGGCUGUGGCCCCUGGGCAUGGGAGCUGUGCCCAGGACGAGUUCCCCUGUGACCAGCUCAUCUGUCUGCUGCCUGAAUCAGUGUGUGAUGGCUUUGCCAACUGUGCGGACGGCAGUGAUGAGGCCAACUGCAGUGCCACACUCUCUGAGUGUGGGGGGAAUCUGACAGGGCUCCAGGGCAUCUUUUCUACUCCCAACCACCUGCAGCAGUACCCACAGCACCAGCUCUGCACCUGGCAUAUCUCAGUGCCAGUGGGACACAGGAUAGAACUACAGUUCCUCAACUUCAGCCUGGAUGCACAGGAGGGGUGCAAGUUUGACUAUGUGGAGGUGUACGAGAUCCGAGGCUCCGGGGCCCUCAGCCUCCUGGGCAGGUUCUGUGGAGCAGAGCCACCCUCCCACCUCAUCUCCUCGAGCCAGGAGCUAGCUGUGCUCUUCAGGACAGAUCACGGCUUCGGCGGCGGAGGCUUCUCAGCUAGCUACCGGGCCUUGAAUGCCACGGAGAACCCCUGUGGGCCCAGAGAGCUCUUCUGCCAGGACGGUGGGUGCAGCGACCUGCAGUGGAUGUGUGAUUGGUGGCGAGACUGUGCAGAUGGCACCAAGGACAACUGCAGCAGCCUCCUGUUCCCACCCCCAGUGCUGGCCUGUGAACCCAUCAGGGUGGAGAUGUGCACAGGUCUGAGCUACAACACCACGGCCUUCCCGAACAUCUGGGUGGGCAUGGCCACCCAGGAGGAAGUGAUGGACAUCCUCAGAGGCUACAAGAGCCUGACAAGCCUUCCCUGCUACCAGAGUUUCCGGAGGCUCCUCUGCGGGCUGCUGGUGCCGCGCUGCACCCCCAUAGGCAGCAUCCUUCCCCCUUGCAGGUCGGUCUGCCAGGAGGCGGAGCGCCAGUGUCAGUCCGGCCUGGCCCUACUGGGCACCCCUUGGCCCUUCAACUGCAACAGGCUGCCUGAGGCAGCUGGCCUGGAGGCGUGUGCCCAGCCCUGACUCGG